Trachemys scripta elegans is the source of this 1731-nucleotide messenger RNA. RefSeq names its product tRNA methyltransferase 10B (gene TRMT10B). The transcript is spliced from 9 exons. Gene Ontology annotation, cellular component: nucleus; nucleoplasm. Lineage: Eukaryota; Metazoa; Chordata; Testudines; Emydidae. Gene Ontology annotation, biological process: tRNA N1-guanine methylation. The coding region runs from base 155 to 1135 and encodes 326 amino acids. The record is from RefSeq and is a predicted model, not a curated record. Gene Ontology annotation, molecular function: tRNA binding.
CUAGCCAUCACACAGGAAGUUUGAUGCCUGCAAGCCUCUUAAAGGUGCAGGUGCUGUUACAGCGUGGCUGUGUCCUGAGCGCUGGGUAUUGUCACUUGGGGGACCAAGUGUGGCUGUGCCACCACUCCGCACCGUGCCGGAGCACAGGGCAAGGAUGAAACAUGCAGAGCAUGACACAGAGGAGAGUGACCCUGUGGGAGGAGCAGAUCGACAAUGGGAAUGCGAGGUUGCCUGGCAGGAUGAUGGAGGGGACAGGGAAAGCAUCUGUGAAAGCUUCCGGCUCCUGCAGAUUGACACAGGCUGUGACAGCCCAAAGGACCUUCCUGUGGGGAGCGAGAAGUGGUACUCGAGGAAUGUUUUGAGGAAACAGAGGCAUUGGGAGAAAAUAGUUACGGCAAAGAAGAAGAAGAGAAAACAGGAAAAAGAGAGGAGAAAAGCUAAACAUGCUGAAGAUAAAGGUGCUGCUCACCAGCACAGCAAACGGGUUUUAAAAGCCAUCACCAAGGAGCGGCUUCUGGCGGCCAAAGAGGCAGCCCCCUGGCUAUGUGUAGACCUGAGUAUGACCAGCCACAUGACGAAGAAGAUGUUCGUUCUCUCUUGGAAGGAAAUAAGUCGCCUUGCCGCUCAGAUAAGGAGGCUGUAUGGUUCCAACAAGAAAGCUGGAAAGCCGUUUUGGAUUUGCCUUACUGGAUUUGUGGCCGGCAGUCCUAUUUCUGAAGAGUGCUUCCGAAUGAACGAUGGGUUUUCCAAUUACCUCAUAGAUACCACUCCAGAAAGUUACCUUGACCUAUUUCCUUUGGAGACAAUUGUCUACCUCACUCCUGACUCAGAGAAUGCUCUGCAGGACAUUGACCCCCACAGAGUGUACGUCCUCGGCGGGCUCGUGGAUGAAAGCAUUCAGAAGAAACUGACCUUGCAGAAGGCACAGGAGCACUCCUUGCAGACCGCUCGGCUGCCCAUUGCAGAGUACAUGGUGAAGAACGCCAACGUGAAGAACUACCAUUCAGAGACGUUAGCAAUCAAUCAAGUCUUUGAUGCCUUAUCAACUUACUAUGAGACCCAGAGCUGGCCAGAAGCGUUGAAAGCUGGAGUUCCUCCUGGAAAAGGCUACGUUCUCCAGGAAACCGCUCUAUGAUGGAAAAUGCAUCUGCUUAGCAGCACGCAAGAAGACUCUUUAUUCUGUGAUGGUAAUAGGCUGCACGGCCAAAGGAAGCAAACUCCUCCCUCAUUAUUUCAACCAGCGGCAUCAGCGUAGCUUGUGUACAGAGAAAUGUGGCUCACCUGGCAUAAGGAGCUCAUCAGUUUCAUACAUUCUACCUCAUUGGUGUAUUGCUGGAAAACAAGGGUCAGCCCUGGGCUUCAAAUACAGACCAACUGGAAUGUGUCACUUCUUGCCGGUGUUUUGUUAGUGUUUUGGAAAUUGUCUGCACCACUGAACUACCAGUUCCUCUUUGGGGCAGGGAGAAGAUGUACAAAAAUCCCUUAAGGUUUUGACUGUCAUGUUAAUUACAAGUAAGCAAUGUGGGGUUAAAGUCGUUAACUACACCAGUGUAGCGGUUAACUGGAACGAUCUUUUUACAGGUAAAACACAGCGUUCUUAUCUCCUAAAGUUUCUCUUGUAAUGCUGUACCUGUAUUUCUGCUACUUAGUAUCUAAUUAAUGACAGAGUCCUGGGGUACCUUAUAGACUAACAGACGUAUUGGAGCAUAAGCUUUCAUGGGUGAAUACCCA